AGGGAGCUUCUGAUCAGAUGCUGAUCGCCCUGUCCUUUCCCAGCAUUUUUGGUUUGUGUUUUGUAAUCUUGUAAAGAUCAAACCCACCUGCCUUCCAGCAACAUGGAUUUUGAAUUGGUAGAGGAAGGCCCAACUUGCAGUGAAACACAUGAGAGCACCAACAAAAAGGAACGCAUAAAUAGAAUUGCAUCUACUUGGAAAUUCUUGCAUUCAGCUCAGUUUUUUCUGUACUUGGCUCAUUCGUUGUCCACGUGGGGGGAUCGCAUGUGGCAUUUUGCCGUCUCACUUUUCCUAGUGGAACUCUAUGGAAAUAAUUUACUGCUUACAGCUGUGUUUGGGUUAGCCAUUUCUUCAACUCUGAUUUUAUUUGGAGCUUUGGUUGGAAACUGGGUGGACAAGAAUCCUAGAAUGAAAGUUGUACGGAUAGCCCUGGUUAUCCAGAAUCUGUCAGUGAUCUUAUGUGCUGGUGGGCUUAUGCUAUUCUUUAGCUAUAGGACCCAGAUCAUUGUCCUGUGGAGUGGUUGGAUGCAGGUUUUUUGUUAUUUUUUCAUCAUUACUAUCGGUGUGAUUGCAGAACUUGCCAGUACAGCGAUGUCAAUCUCAAUCCAGCGAGACUGGAUUAUAGUAGUAGCUGAAGAUACUGACAAGCUAUCAAGUAUGAACGCUAAUCUAAGACAAAUUGAUCUUCUCAGCAAGCUUCUCUCACCAAUGGCUGUGGGUCAAAUCAUGACUUUCAGCUCCUCGGAGAUUGGCUGUGCCUUUAUAGCUGGGUGGAAUUUGUUCUCCAUGUGCUUUGAAUAUUUAUUGCUUCAGAAGGUGUAUAAAAUUACUCCAGCAUUAGCCAUAAAGAAUGUUCAACAGCUUACUAAUCAAGAGGAGCAGCAUGAAGCUUCAGAAGAAAAUCAAACCUCCUUUAAGGAAUCUGAGAUGGUGGAUACUCCAGUUCCUGAGGGAGAUGGCGUUAGUAGCAAUUCUAGGAAUCAAAAUCCUGAUAAAACUGGUGGACUUAGGAGCAUUCUGGUUCCUCUGAAGACAUUGCAAAGCGGCUGGAUUGCCUAUUACAAGCAGCCAAUGUUCCUAGCUGCGUUGGGCCUCUCGUUUCUUUACAUGACUGUUCUGGGAUUUGAUGGAAUUACGAUAGGAUAUGCCUAUGCGCAAGGAGUAUCCAGUUCUGUCCUCAGUAUCAUGGUGGCGUUGGCUGCUGUAUUGGGAUUAGUAGGCACUUUGUUUUUUACAAUAUUGAGAAAAUAUUGUGGUCUCGUUCAUACUGGACUUUUUUCAAGUAUUGCACAAAUGGCUUGCCUCACCCUUUGCAUAGCAUCAGUCUUCGCUCCUGGAAGCCCAUUUGAUUUAAGUGUUCCUCUUCACUCACAUGCAUCAAAUCAAGUGGAAGCCAAUGCAAUUAAUGUAUAUCCUGCUUUUACUUCUAAUGGAUCCGUUACAAAGCCUUCACUACAAUCCUCUAAUUUGACUUCACAUCUACCAAUGCACCUGACAAACUCCACAAAAGAAUUUGAUUACACUUCUAUAGCUCUGUAUUUUGCUGGGGCAGCUACAGCAAGAAUUGGUUUAUGGAGUUUCGACCUCACUGUAACACAGCUUAUUCAAGAAAUGGUUCAUGAGUCAAAGAGAGGGAUUGUAAAUGGUGUUCAGGGUUCCAUGAAUGCCAUUAUGGACCUUCUUCGCUUUGUCCUGGUCAUCAUAGCUCCAGCACCAGAACACUUUGGUUUUCUUAUUAUCCUGUCUGUGAUAUUUGUGUCUUUGGGUGGGUUUCUUUACUUUUGUUUUGCAAGAAAAACUCUGGGGAAGCAUCUGCACAAGUGUGUUUGUAUGAAAGAAAAAGGCAACUGUAGCAAUCAAGUCACGAAUGUGGUGGUAGAAUCCUUCCUCUGAUUAUUUCGCAGUAAAAUUUUGUCAGCAUAAAAUGAGUUUACAUUUCAUUCAGGUAAUUAUAGAAACUGUACAAUAAUUCCAAGUAUUGAAUGUACAGUUUAAAUUAAUGUGAAUAUGACUCAACUUUGUACAGCACAGCAGUGUCUCCUGGACUUUUAAGAUUCUAAUACAAGGACAGAGAUGAUUGAACAGUUAACGGUGGGGAGAGUGUGCAGUAUAACUUGAUGUUAUGCUCUCACAAUUGUACCAGUGUAACACUCCAUUGCAGAAUAUAACUAGAUUGCCAGAGUAAUAAUAAUAAUAAUAAUCCUUGCAUUUGAUAUAGCGCUUUUCA
Molecule: messenger RNA, 2227 nt
Organism: Callorhinchus milii (elephant shark)
Lineage: Eukaryota; Metazoa; Chordata; Chondrichthyes; Chimaeriformes; Callorhinchidae
Product: solute carrier family 40 member 1-like
Exons: 10
Coding region: 103-1893 (596 amino acids)
Biological process (GO): iron ion transmembrane transport
Cellular component (GO): membrane
Molecular function (GO): iron ion transmembrane transporter activity
Source: RefSeq, a predicted model, not a curated record